AUGAAUAAUACAGCAUUAGAAAUUUGUCCUAGUAUUUUACAUUAUCAUAACGCAGUACAUAUAUCUUAUAUUGUUUGGCGUUCAUGUGGUCUUCUAUGUAUUAUAUUUGGUAUCCCUGGUCAUUUAUUUUCAAUUAUAAUUUUGUCAAAUAAAAACAAUCGAAAAGAACCAACAUCAUUAUAUUUUUUAGCUAUUGCUUGUUGUGAAUUAAUUUUUCUACUUGGCAUCUCUUGGUUAUGGUUUGUUGGCAUGUCUAUAAUUAAGACUGAUCCUCGGCAAAUAUUAUCUUGCGGCUUAUUCUAUAGUAUUCUAAUAGGUUCAACAAUAUUAUCUAAUUUAUAUUUAGCAUCAAUGUCUAUUGAUCGAAAUUUUAUUAUACUUUAUCCUACUCGUUAUCGUUUAAUAAUAACUCGACAACAUGUUUUAAAACGUAUAGUUUUAAUUUUUCUAAUAACAAUUCUUUUUAUGAUUCCACAUCAUUUUUAUUAUUAUUAUAAUAAAAACACAACAUUAUUUAUUUGUGAAUUUCAUAAAUUUAUUGAUCGAUGGAAAAUUCAUAUUUGGCCAUUCAUUCAUGCUAUAUUGUUCGUAUCAAUACCAUCAAUAAUAACAUGUAUAUCAUCAAUAAUGUUAUUACAUAAUCGUCGUAAACAUCGACGACUAACUAAAAAUAUAUUAGGUGAAAAGGCACGUCGUAUAGAAAGAAAUUCUAUUUUAAUUGUAUUUAUUUCAUUAGCUUUGGCAUUUACGACAUUACCAAUUGUUAUAUUACAAAUUUUUAUUGUACAUGAUCGAUUAUUUAAUCAUGAAAUUUAUUGUUUAACAAGAUGGAAAACAUAUAAAAUUUUACUGAAUUGGUUUUUAACACUUGCAUCUUUUAGUUAUUCAUGUAAAUUUUAUAUUCGUCUUACUAUAUCAAGAACAUUUCGAAAAGAAUUUCUACAAUUAUUAAAUUGUAUUUUUCGACGAAAAGAUAAAAUUAAUGAACAACAUUUAAUGGCAUUGAAUAAACAAAAUAAAGUACGAACUACGAGUAUUUAA
Molecule: messenger RNA, 1041 nt
Organism: Adineta steineri
Lineage: Eukaryota; Metazoa; Rotifera; Eurotatoria; Adinetida; Adinetidae
Source: the annotation of a GenBank genome assembly